This is a messenger RNA of Drosophila mojavensis, 4388 nucleotides long. RefSeq names its product Bloom syndrome protein homolog (gene Blm). The transcript is spliced from 4 exons. Lineage: Eukaryota; Metazoa; Arthropoda; Insecta; Diptera; Drosophilidae. Gene Ontology annotation, biological process: double-strand break repair via homologous recombination; DNA replication. Gene Ontology annotation, cellular component: nucleus; cytoplasm; chromosome. Gene Ontology annotation, molecular function: nucleic acid binding; 3'-5' DNA helicase activity; ATP binding. The record is from RefSeq and is a predicted model, not a curated record. The coding region runs from base 117 to 4346 and encodes 1409 amino acids.
AAUAAAAGGAUGACUUUUGCCCGCGUUUUUUAUUUUUAUUUUAUAUAUGUUUGUUUACAUAUUUGUUCACUAAAUUUAGUUUUAUAGAUGCUUAGAAUUGUGCACAAGCUAACAUAAUGUCUAGAAAGGCCGCUAAUCAGAACAAACAGCUGACAAUGUCUGCAUUCCUUGGUCUGGACAGCAACAGCCAGAGUCAAUCGAGCCAACUUACGAAGCCCGCAAGAAAAAAUAUUUUAGCAGCAAGGACAGCAAAGGCAAAGUUUUAUAAUCCCAUUUAUCUCGACUCAUCGUCAUCCGAUGAAGAUGAUGCACAGACUCAAAGCCAAGUGCCAUCGUCUACUACAGCGACAGUUACGAAUAAGGCGCCUGACAAAGAUGCCAAUGGCAGUGCGCUUAUCAAAAGGUACUGCUUUCAAAAUGCCAACCAGUCGCCACUAGCUCCACUGCCAACAAAUUCUGUGAACAAGCAACAGUCGCCCCCGAAGGCAACCGUGGCUGGGAGUUUGAAAUUGAACUUUGAUAACUUUGAUGAGGUGCUCAGGCAGGAUGCAUCUUACCAAGCGACUUUAUCAAAGCUCAAUGGCCAUAUAAAUAAAUUGUCCGAAUCGCCACGCAAAACACUUUCACUGUCGCAAUCUCCAAACAAAUGCGCUGAAUUGAAUGGCAUUGGAUCAUCGAAAAUAAACAGCUCGUGUUCCAGCAACACUCUGGACGACAGUUUUGAUAAAAUGGUGAAAAAAAACGUCAAAGAGGAGCCCCUAUCUGACACGCCCACUCAACUGUUCGUGUUGCCCAAUAAGUCGGCCCCAUCUUCAACGGAAUCGAAUACUCCAGGUUCCCUAGUGGUCAACACAGAGAAGCCCUCAGCUGAGCCAGCAACGGUCAGGCCCAGACUUAAGAUAGUGUUUGAUAAUACCCUGGCUGACUAUUUGCGAGAUUUGGGCCAGUACGAUAUAGGAAUGGCCAAGACCGACAUUGGACAACAGAAUGAGACAAUGCUAAGGAGCACAAUGGGCAUGUACAAGAGCAAGUACAUAGAGUUAAUGGAGAAAUACUGCGAGGUGAUUGAUCAGAUACCCGCGGUGCAGUUUAAUGAAAUCGAUGGCUUCGAGGCAAACACUUUUCUCAAGCUGAAAGUCAUGCGUCAAAAGUUUAAGGCGCGUACACAACUCCUGGAACGACAAAUAGAGCGCAGGCGUCAGGAGCGCAAUGUGCAGCCGGAAGAGCCAGACUUUGAUGCACUGGAGCAAGAGGAACGCGAGAUCCAGGCGGAGCAGCAUCACACGCCGGCAGAAACGCCUUACAGUCAUGCAACUUGUCCGUCAGAGGAAGCGAACGAGGAGGAGGUAAACGAUUUGGUCUUAAUGACUACCAGAAAACCAACAACAACAGCCACAUCAACAAAAACAUCUUCGAAUAGAAACUAUACAAAUGGCCCACCUGAUGAUUUGGAUGAGCUGGUGGCUGUAGAUGGUCCAACAGAGUCGGACGAGGAUGAUUAUUUAGCUCAGACAAUGCGACUCGAUGAGGGCGAAAUAUUCAGCUCCACACAAUGCCCUUCCCCAGUUGUAUUAGCUGCCCCAGACAAACCCACGACUGUUAUUGAGUCCGACGAUGAUUUUGAGGAGACAAUGAAGCAAAUACGCGAGGAGCACGAGGCGCUGAAGGGACGAAAAUCGGAAUUUAAUAACUAUGCCUAUGCUGAUUUCGAAGCUAUUAAGCAGCCACCAGCAAAGAGUUUACAAACCGCUAGCCAGACUCCAACGGUUGUUCUUGAUGAUGACGGCUUUCCAGAGUACGAUGAGGCGCUGUUUGAGCAGGCUCAUAUACUGGCGUCGCAAACUAUUGACUUGACUUCCAACCCGAUGGUCGAAGCCCAGUCCAAGGCUACGCCUAGCACAAGCGGAGCUACAAGUGCACCAGUAGCAGUGACAGCUCAAAAGAUCGAGGCUAAUUUCCAUUCUAAUGUACAUAACGAUGGCAUUACUGGCGAAUUCGAUGGCCAGAAAUAUGAGCACUCCACACGUCUGAUGCAGGCACUUAGCUUUAGCUUUGGUCUGAAGAGCUUUCGACCCAAUCAAUUGCAGGUUAUAAACGCAGCACUGCUGGGCAAUGAUUGCUUUGUCCUUAUGCCGACGGGUGGCGGCAAAUCCUUGUGUUACCAGCUACCCGCGAUUCUCACAGAAGGCGUUACCAUAGUCAUAAGUCCACUAAAAUCUCUGAUCUUUGAUCAGGUUAGCAAGCUGUCGUCGCUAGAUAUCUGCGCCAAGAGUAUUUCCGGUGAUCAGUCUUUGGACGAGGUGAUGACUAUAUACAGAGACUUAGAAAGUCAUCCACCGCUGGUAAAGCUACUAUACGUUACACCAGAAAAAAUUUCCAGCUCGCCGCGUUUCCAGGAUACAUUGGACCAACUGAACGCCAAUAAUUAUAUCAGUCGUUUUGUCAUAGACGAGGCUCAUUGCGUGUCCCAAUGGGGCCAUGAUUUUCGGCCCGACUACAAGAAGCUGGGCAUUCUGCGUAAGCGCUUUCCCAAUGUGCCAACAAUGGCGCUGACUGCCACAGCGACACCUCGUGUGCGCCAAGACAUAUUGCAGCAGCUGAAUCUGACGCAUUGCAAAUGGUUUUUGUCCAGCUUCAAUAGACGCAAUUUACGUUAUCAGGUGCUACCCAAGAAGGGAGUCUCUACGCUUGACGAUAUGCGCAACUUUAUACAGUCACGACCUGCGACCGCCAGCGGCAUUAUCUAUUGUCUUUCGCGGAAGGAAUGCGACGAGGUGGCGAAGAAAAUGUGCGCUGUGGGCAUUCGAGCGUUAUCCUAUCAUGCCGGCUUGACGGACGUGGUUCGAGAGUCCCGCCAAAAGGAUUGGAUAACGAACAAGGUGCGGGUAAUAUGCGCCACAAUCGCCUUUGGCAUGGGCAUAGAUAAGCCCGAUGUGCGCUUUGUCCUGCAUUAUUCGCUGCCCAAGUCUAUCGAAGGCUAUUAUCAAGAGGCGGGUCGCGCAGGGCGUGAUGGAGAAAUAGCCGACUGUAUCCUUUACUAUAACUAUAGCGAUAUGCAGCGCCUGAAAAAGAUGAUGGAUGCUGAUCGAGCUCUUCAGUAUCACGUCAAGAAGAUACACAUAGAAAAUCUGAAUCGCAUUGUUGGCUAUUGUGAGAAUAUUACCGAUUGCCGCCGUGCUCAGCAGCUGGAUUACUUUGGUGAGCAUUUCACAAGCGAACAGUGCCUGGAGGAUCGGCGUACCGCCUGUGAUAAUUGCCUGAAGAAGCGCACUUAUAAGCAGAUUGAUGCCUUGGAGCAAUGUCGCAAAGCUGCGUGUGCUGUGCGGGAAUUGUGCAGCGGACGGUCACGCUUCACACUGCUCCAUAUAGCCGAUGUACUGAAAGGCUCUAUGAUCAAGAAGAUUGUUGAUUUUGGACACAAUAAAACACCGCAUCAUGGCGCUCUAAAAGACUGGGACAAGACGGAUGUACAGCGUUUACUGCGGCAUAUGGUGUUGCAGGAUUAUCUAAAGGAGGAUCUUAUUUUUACAAAGGACAUUCCUCAGGCGUAUAUUUAUCUAGGCAAUAACAUAACAUCGCUUAUGAAUGGCACACCGAAAAUAGAAUUCGCUUUGUCACGUAAGGAGAGUAGCGGUGGCUCUAAGACGGUGGCCAGUGUCUCUGAACCAGCUGCAGCCGGCAGGCCCGAAAUAAGUAAUCUACACGAACGCUGUUAUGCAGAUCUGCUCGAUCUGUGCCGCACCAUAGCCGCUGCACGUAAUGUGACCAUGGCUAGUAUUAUGAAUAUGCAGGCCCUCAAGGCCAUGGCCGAGCAGCUCCCAACUACAGAGAAGGACAUGUGCGCCAUACCACACGUAACCAAAGCCAAUUUCGAUAAAUACGGAGCCAAGUUGCUGGAGAUAACCAGCGGAUAUGCCUCAGAGAAGGAAUGCUUGCAGGUCAUGUACGACUUAGAGGCCGCAGAAGCUGCUGAAGCUGCAGCGGCUGCUGCGACUCCCCAAACUUCAAGUAGCGCCCGUGCAUCGUGGGCGGCUCAAGGUGGUGAUGAUGAUGACUGGGGACAGGCGGCGGCAUCACAGGGAAGUGGAGGAUCGGCGGGUGGAAUGCGUGGCGGCAAGCGUAAGCGGGCUUGGCGCGGACGGGCCACAACCACUAUCAAGCGCCACAAGGGCACCGCAUCACCGCGCAAAAAAGCGACGCCGGUGAGAAGCACUCGAGGUGCCAGCAGCAGCAAUCGAGGAGCGACAUCCAGGAGAGGUGCUGCCACCGGUGCGUCCAGUUGGUUGGGUAAGAAAACGGGCACCAGCACCGGCUUUCAAUUGAUGCCGAUGCCCGGAUCGCGGUAGCAGAAGAACAAUAAACAUGUUUUUGUUUUGUCACUUUGUUAA